Lactuca sativa (garden lettuce) is the source of this 1391-nucleotide messenger RNA. Its product is annotated as serine/threonine-protein kinase SAPK3. Gene Ontology annotation, molecular function: protein serine/threonine kinase activity; ATP binding. Lineage: Eukaryota; Viridiplantae; Streptophyta; Magnoliopsida; Asterales; Asteraceae. The record is from RefSeq and is a predicted model, not a curated record. Gene Ontology annotation, biological process: protein phosphorylation.
UUUUUUUACACAAAUCGAAUCUUUAUUCAAUUCCCUCUUGAAAGCAAAACCCUUUAUAUAUACCCUCCAACUUUGAACACAAUUUCGCAACUUUUCUUCACCUUUUUCAGAAACCCCCAUUGACAAUGACUCUUACUCUUUAAUCUUUAUCAUACUCUUGUGCUUUGAACACAAUUCAAUGGAGGAGAAAUAUGAGCCAUUGCAAGAACUUGGUUCUGGGAACUUUGGAGUGGCAAGGCUGGUUAGAGAUAAGAAGACUAAGGAGUUGCUUGCAGUCAAAUACAUUGAAAGAGGAACAAAGAUCGAUGAAAAUGUUCACAGGGAAAUCAUCAAUCACAGAUCACUUAAGCAUCCAAACAUCAUUAGGUUCAAGGAGGUGUUGUUAACUCCAACACAUCUGGCGAUAGUCAUGGAAUAUGCAGCUGGUGGUGAACUUUUUGUCAAGAUUUGCAGUGCUGGAAGAUUCAGUGAAGAUGAGGCUCGGUUUUUCUUCCAACAGCUUAUAUCUGGAGUCAGCUAUUGUCAUUCCAUGGAAAUUUGUCACAGAGAUUUGAAACUUGAGAACACUCUCUUAGAUGGAAGCCGAAGCCCACGUCUCAAGAUUUGUGAUUUUGGUUAUUCUAAGUCUGGCUUAUUGCAUUCGCAACCAAAAUCGACUGUGGGAACACCAGCAUACAUUGCCCCCGAGGUUCUAUCCCGUAAAGAAUAUGAUGGCAAGAUUGCAGAUGUUUGGUCAUGUGGAGUGACUCUUUAUGUUAUGCUUGUAGGAGCUUACCCUUUUGAGGAUCCAAGAGACCCUCGAAAUUUCCGCAAGACAAUCGGGAGAAUCAUGAGCGUUCAGUACUCAAUACCAGAUUAUGUGCGUGUCUCCAAAGAUUGUAGACAUCUUCUUUCUCAUAUCUUUGUUGCCAAUCCAUGCAAGCGAAUCACAAUAGCAGAAAUCAAGAAACAUCCAUGGUUUAUAAGGAACAUGCCUAAGGAGCUUGUUGAAGGGGAGAAAACAAACUAUGAGAAUACAAGUCGUGAUCAAUCGUCUCAAAGUGUUGAUGAGAUCAAUCGUAUUAUACAAGAAGCUAAGACUGCUGGAGAUGGGUCCAAUGUGAAUGGAGAGAUUGUCAUUGGUGAUGGAUCAUUGGAUCCUGAAGAUGAGAUUGAUUUGGAAGAUGAGAUUGAAUCUAGUGGAGAUUAUGCUGGCCAAAUUUGAUGUCUUUUACUGAGAUGAUAUUAUUUUGAAAGCUGUGUUCAAGUGUGAAAUUUUCUUUUGUGUUCUUGGAUGAAUGUGUUUGAUGACAAACCAAGUUGUGUAGAUUACAUUUGGUAGAUAUUCACGUGUGCAAUAAUUUGUAAUGGAUAUGUAAGCUUUUAAUUUUGAAUUUUUGAUUAUAUAGAAA